Neofelis nebulosa (Clouded leopard) is the source of this 1822-nucleotide messenger RNA. It is a transcript of the gene RPIA, whose product is annotated as ribose 5-phosphate isomerase A. Gene Ontology annotation, molecular function: ribose-5-phosphate isomerase activity. Lineage: Eukaryota; Metazoa; Chordata; Mammalia; Carnivora; Felidae. Bases 57 to 992 code for a protein of 311 amino acids. The transcript is spliced from 9 exons. Gene Ontology annotation, cellular component: intracellular membrane-bounded organelle. The record is from RefSeq and is a predicted model, not a curated record. Gene Ontology annotation, biological process: pentose-phosphate shunt, non-oxidative branch; D-ribose metabolic process.
ACUUCCGGAAGAGCCGGGGGGCGGGACCGUGGCGGAGGCUGGAGCUUGGCGUCGGGAUGCAGCGCCCCGGGCCCUUCAGCACCCUCUACGGGCGGGUCUUGGCCCCGCUGCCCGGGCGGGCCGGGGGCGCGGCCUCUGGCGGAGGCGGGAACAGCUGGGGUGUCCUGGGUUCCCACGUGCAGCCUCCCGGGCGCACGCAGUCCGGGACCCGCGCCGGCGUCGGCGGUACAGGUAUCUACGGCGGGGACGCCAACGGCGCCUGCCCGGCCCCCUCCACGAUGUCCAAGGCCGAGGAGGCCAAGAAGCUGGCGGGCCGCGCGGCGGUGGAGAACCACGUGAGGAAUAACCAAGUGCUGGGAAUUGGAAGUGGCUCUACAGUCGUUCAUGCUGUACAGCGAAUAGCUGAAAGAGUGAAACAAGAGAAUCUGAACCUUGUCUGCAUUCCCACCUCCUUUCAGGCCCGUCAGCUCAUCUUGCAGUAUGGCUUAACUCUCAGUGACCUGGACCGACACCCAGAGAUCGACCUCGCAAUUGAUGGUGCUGACGAGGUAGAUGCUGAUCUCAAUCUCAUCAAGGGCGGCGGAGGCUGCCUGACCCAGGAGAAAAUUGUGGCUGGCUAUGCCAGUCGCUUCAUCGUGAUUGCCGACUUCAGAAAAGAUUCAAAGAACCUUGGGGAUCAGUGGCACAAGGGAAUCCCCAUUGAGGUCAUCCCAAUGGCCUAUGUCCCAGUGAGCCGAGCUGUGACCCAGAAGUUUGGGGGCGUGAUUGAACUUCGGAUGGCUGUCAACAAGGCAGGUCCCGUCGUGACGGAUAAUGGAAAUUUUAUCCUGGAUUGGAAGUUUGAUCGGGUGCAUAAAUGGAGUGAAGUGAACACAGCUAUCAAAAUGAUCCCAGGCGUGGUGGACACAGGCCUUUUCAUUAACAUGGCUGAGAGAGUCUACUUCGGGAUGCAGGACGGCUCCGUGAACAUGAGGGAGAAGCCUUUCUGUUGACCGUGCAGGAGCAAACUGUGUUCACCUUGAGCCCCCGGCCCACAGCUGAAGUGAACAUGCCUCUCCAGGAGCCUUUGCCUUAAUGUCUCGGUGCCAGAUAGACAGCUGGCAGGGUGGGGGUUGGGGGGUUAAAUCCAGUCUUCUGAAGUAUUAUUAUUUAAUGUCUUUUUAAAAAGAGAAAUAUAAACCUAUAUAUUUUUACUAUUAAAAAUACUGUUUUUUUUUAAAAUAAAGUAGAACUUGAUUUCAUGUUUUAUAUGAAACAUUUACCAAAAAAAAAAAAAAAAAAGGGAACUGUCUUUUAAACUUUUAACUUGAGCCUGCUGGUUAAGCAUCUGAAUAUUGGGUUUGCUGAGAAACGUAAAUCAAAACUUUUCUUUAAACUGGUGAAAUGAAGGGCCCAGCCAGCAGUGAUUCCCUGAUGCCUUACUGGAAACAUUAGAGUUUACUUUUGUACCACGCUGUCUUGUCUUUAGUUUUUGUUGUGAUCACGUACAAUACUUAGGUACAUAUUUUAAGGUGAGGUUUACAGAAGUCUGGCGAGUGGAGCAGUGUGGUGUAGAGUGACUCAGAGUGUAAACCGUCAGGGAGAAAAUGUGGUUCUUUUGCUAAGACCUGGGGGUUCCUUCAGACCCCUGUUGUGGGAAGCAGUUGGCCAGAAAUACUUGCCAGUCCUGCCAAAGCACUGCUGUGAAAUGUGAAAUCCUUUUAAGUACUUGUCUUUUUGUUAUUGUUUCUCUUCCUUUCUUAUUACUUGCAUGGGGCGUCAAAAGCUGUCAUCUCCUCGGACUGUUUGAGGGUUGAAAUAAAACAGUGUGGUGCCACUUUGA